UAUCCCCUGGGGGACCGGGAGCCAAUAGCGUCGCUCGACAACCCGGAAGGAACAGCAGCCCGAAUAGAGCGCCUGGAUUUCAAUUUCAGAACAGAAACGAAGACAUUGACAGGUCUGAUCUGAGGUCAGUGUCUGCCCCAGUAAGACCAUGAGUUUCUCCCCCACCCCCGUGGGCCCGACCGGCAGCCGUAGCGUCCAGGAGCAGAGGGAGAAGUGGGAGAGGAAGAGAACCCGUACAGUCAGGGCCCUGGUCCAAACUGAACAGAAAUACUGUAAACAACUACAACUAGUCAACACGUACUUUGUGGAGAUUCUGAAGGCCAAAGGCACCCUGAGGCAGGACAUUAGAGAAAGCAUCUUCAGUUCCAUUCCAUCCGUCUAUUCAGUAAACCAGACGUUGUUGGUCCGUCUGGAGAACGGGGACUUCGGCCGUGGAUUUGAUGACUUCUGUCCUUACCUCCACCACUACGUUACCUACGUAGACAACAUCCAGAACGCCAACAGGGUCCUGGCGCUCCAGGUAAAGAAGAACAAAGCCUUUAGAAGGUUUAAGAAGCUCCAGGAGUCCAGACCAGAGUUCCUCAACUGUAAACUAGAGGACCUCCUCCCACUGCCCAUACAGCGCAUCCAACAGUACGAGCAUUUCUUACGGGAUCUGUCAGAGAACACAAGUCCAGAUUACCCAGAGUUCCAACCGCUUUCAAGGUCGGUGAAGCUGAUCUCUGAGGUAUCCCAGCGUAUCCAGGACAACGCCCGCAGCCACGACAACCACCUGCAGCUGCGGCGGGUGCAGAGACUGCUGAAGGGGAGAAAGACCAAGGUGGAAGCUCCAGCCCAGGGCCCCGGCUGGGGGCUCAGAGGCCUGUUGAUGGGUCUUUACAGACCAGGGGCCCGGCUGGAGGCUCAGAGGCCUGUUGAUGGGUCUGUACUCGGUUCUGCACAGCCCAGGGCCCCGGCUGGGGGCUCAGAGGGCUGUUGA
Oncorhynchus gorbuscha (pink salmon) is the source of this 979-nucleotide messenger RNA. Its product is annotated as rho guanine nucleotide exchange factor 39-like. Gene Ontology annotation, biological process: positive regulation of cell migration. The record is from RefSeq and is a predicted model, not a curated record. Gene Ontology annotation, molecular function: guanyl-nucleotide exchange factor activity. NCBI's taxonomy places the organism in Eukaryota, Metazoa, Chordata, Actinopteri, Salmoniformes, Salmonidae. Bases 149 to 979 code for a protein of 276 amino acids. Gene Ontology annotation, cellular component: plasma membrane. The transcript has 8 exons.